CGCUCUACGGGCUGUCUACGGGCUCUACUAUUACGUCCGGUCGAUCCGUCAAAACAAAUGUCUUGGGCUCGCUCACAUAAUCGGCGAUUAUUUUUAGAUAAUUUUGCGUAUUAUUUGUACAAAUGUGUUGAAUAACAGAUAGAUAAUGUUAGUUAAAGGUUUUCGGGGUGUUAGGACGUACAGGGCUCAUAAAUGUAUAGGUGUAGUAUCGCGAGAAUUUUCCAGUCGAUUAGACGCCUUGGACCAUGAAGAAAGGUUAGAGGGUUGUCUUUCGGCUUUGCCUCCGAAGGCUAAAGUGGUGAUAUGUGGGGGCGGGAUGAUGGGGGCAGCCGUGGCGUACCACCUCGCGCGCCGCGGCUGGGGCGACCAAACCAUCGUCGUAGAGAAAGAAAAAGUUGGCAUCGGCAGUCGCUGGCAUUCCUCAGGACUGGUCGGUGCCUUCAAGCCUACCCUUGCACAAGUGCGUCUGACCCAAUCUUCUAUAAGGCUCCUGCAAGAGCUUGAGGCUAAAGGCAGAGCUACUGGCUGGAAACAAUGUGGGUCCCUACUGCUGGCAAGAAACCGCGACCGCAUGACCGUGUACAGAAGAAUGAAGAGUCAAUCAGUAUCUUGGGGUAUACCUUGCGAGCUGGUCUCCCCAAAGCGAUGUCAGGAGUUAUGGCCUCUUCUGAACGUCGACGACGUGUUGGGCGGGCUCUGGAUACCCGGAGAUGGGGUUGGAGACCCACACUUACUCAACAUGGCGCUGAUGAGAGAAAGUGUCCAAAGUGGUGUGGGGGUAAUGGAAGAUUGCGCCGUUACCGCAGUGCUGUCGAAGAACGAUCGUGUUUGCGGCGUGGAAACGAAUCGCGGUGCCAUCGAGUGCGAGUAUUUCGUCAACUGCGCUGGAUUCUGGGCUAGAAAGGUUGGCCAGUUGGCAAGGCCGCAAGUAAAAGUGCCGUUGUUACCCUGCGAACACUACUACCUUCAUACGAAGCCGAUUGACAAUCUAGAUCCGAUGACCCCAGUUAUCCGCGAUCCGGAUGGCUACAUUUACCUGCGGGAGAGAGACGGCUGCAUCCUCGCCGGUGGCUUCGAACCUAUCGCCAAACCCGUAUAUGAAGAAGAAAUAACAUCAAUGGCCCAGCGUUGCGUGCCGGAAGACUGGGACCACUUUCACGUACUUCUACAACAGCUGCUGAAACGAGUGCCGAGUCUCUCCCAGGCGGUGCUGCACAAACUCUGCAACGGCCUCGAAGCAUUCUCCCCGGAUUGCAAGUGGAUUGUGGGAGAAGCACCCGAGAUGUUCAACUACCACGUAGCGGCUGGUAUGAAGACUGUAGGCAUAUCAGCCGCCGGCGGGGUGGCUGAAGCGACGGCCGAUGAGAUAGUCGACGGCUACUCUAAAUACGACAUGUAUGAACUCGGCCUUAAUCGGUUUCUGGGGCUACAUAACAAUAAGAGGUUCUUGAGAGACCGCGUUAAAGAGGUGCCUGGUGUCCACUACGGUCUUCCGUAUCCGUUCCAAGAGUUCGAAACGGGUCGUAACCUCCGACUGUCGCCUAUUUACCCGACUUUGCGCGACAAUGGCGCCGUGUUCGGACAAGUCAUGGGCUAUGAAAGACCUACGUGGUUCGAAACUGUUGAUCCAAAAGAGGCGUCGGACAAGCCCCGCCCAUUUAAGGUGGCGUACACGAAGACGUUUAACAAGCCACAUUGGUUCGACACGGUGCAGAGAGAGUACUGGGCUUGUAGGGAACGAGUGGGGUUAGCUGAUUACUCCUCGUUCACUAAGAUUGAUAUACAGUCUCAAGGUCGCGAAGUAGUGGACCUACUCCAGUACUUAUGCUCCAACGAUGUGGAUGUACCAGUCGGCAGUAUCAUACAUACGGGCAUGCAGAACGAACGCGGGGGCUAUGAGAACGAUUGCAGUCUCGCCAGGGUGUCUGAAAAUCUCUACAUGAUGAUAGCUCCAACGAUACAACAGACCCGUUGCAAAGCCUGGCUCAAACGCCAUCUUCCCGCAAACGGUUCAGUGACUCUCUCUGACGUCACAUCCAUGUACACAGCAAUUUGCAUCAUGGGACCUUUUACGAGAAACCUGCUUUCUGAACUGACAGACACUGAUCUUUCGCCGUCCAAGUUUCCUUUCUUUACCUUUAAAGAGAUCGAUGUGGCUUUAGCCAAUGGUGUGAGAGCGAUGAAUUUGACGCACACGGGAGAGCUGGGAUAUGUCCUGUAUAUUCCUAAUGAGUUCGCCCUCCACGUGUACAACCGUCUGAUGACGAUAGGCGAGAAGUACGGCAUAUCUCAUGUCGGCUACUACGCGUCGAGGGCACUUCGCGUGGAGAAGUUCUUCGCCUUCUGGGGUCAGGACCUCGACACCAUGACCACGCCGCUGGAGUGCGGCCGCACUUGGCGGGUCAAGUUCGAUAAAGACAUAAAAUUCAUCGGUCGCGACGCCCUUCUCCGACAGCGGGAAGAAGGUAUUCGCCGGCAAUACGUGCAACUGUUGCUGACCGACCAUGAUCAUGAACUGGACAUGUGGUCUUGGGGCGGAGAGCCGAUAUAUAGAGACGGGAAUUACUGUGGGCAAACUACUACUACUAGUUAUGGGUUUACGUUUAAAAAACAGGUAUGCCUCGGUUUCGUCGAAAACUUAGAUAAAAAUGGAGUCCCGCAACGUAUCACGAACGACUACGUGCUCAGCGGACAUUAUGAAAUAGAUAUCGGCGGUAUCAGAUACGCUGCCAAACUGAAUUUGCACUCUCCGAACUUGCCGACAAAAUACCCGGAUAAGGAACGCGACGUAUACCAAGCGACGAGAAAGCUGCACGAACCACAACAGUUCUUAGGACGUCACUAUCAACCGUAAAUGUAAGAUUUUCACGACCCCAGGCACUGUUUCCAAAUCUUAGGCAAACUGACUUUUCUCACUGGUUAAUUUAACGUUUAUUACAAAAUUUGGUAUUUUUUAAAUGUCAAAGUUUUAGAAAACUGAGCGCACCUUAGUACAAUGCCACUUCCAGUUGCUCGUAUUCCUGGUGUUUGUUUAUCGUUUACCCUACAGUUUCUUGAUUUUAAGUAUUAUUUAAUUUUUUGCGGUAGUUAAGUGAAAAAAGUGUUAUUGACUGUGCGCAACCACAAACGUUUUUGUAAAUUAAUUCUAAGAUUUCUGAUGUAAGUGAAUUUAUAAUUCUUAUGGGAAAAUAAAUAUAUCUUAAACCUGAAAGUGUGAUAGGAGACAAGUUGUAAAGUUGUAAAGGGCACUGCUAACUUUAAAUUGGGUUUGUCGCAGCUCAAAGUACUGACACUCUUUUAGAAAAGGAUAUUGUUUCGUAUUCAGUGUGCGGCUACUGUUUAUAAUGAUGUUUGAUACGUUCAGAAAAAAUACUUCAUAAGCUUCCGAAAAUUAAAAAAAAAAUGUUGCUUCCAUUAUUCUCUAAUAUAUUAGUCAUUAUUAUUUAAGAAGUCAUUUUCAUUACAAAUAUCAAAAUAAGUUAAAAAGCGCUCAAAGUACGUAAAUCUGUAGAUAAAGUCCACUUAUUUAUAUAUUUAUGCUAAGAAUAGAAAAUACUUAUCGCUUUCAGGGGUACUGGUAGAGGCGGGGUAUUGGGUAGCCCGGGUAACUGGGUCGAGGAGGUCAGAUAGACAUUCGCUCCUUGUGAAACACUGGGACUCAGCUGCACCCGGUUAGACUGGAAAACGACCCCAACUUAGUUGGGAAGGGCUAGGCAGAUAAUUUAUAAGGUGUAAUAUAAUAAGUAAUUUAUAUGCCAUACUAAACUCGUAUAAAAUAUACCAUUUUAAGUAAAACAUUACUCAUAAAAAGUCUUUCUCAAAGAAAAUGAAGGAUAAAAAGAUAAUAAGCAUUAUGAGAUUAUUAGACUAAAUAAAUAAAAAACAAGUUAAACAGGCUUGUAUUAAAGUGUUAAUAAAGUUAUUAGGAAUGGAGCGGGCCAAAAUUUGCCUUUUCGGUUUGAGAAACCAUGUUAUAAAAUUUAUUGGUGGUACUAAAAUUACGUAGAAGUUUAGCUUAUUGGAGAUUUAUAAAUCGAAAAGUUAAAAAUAUGCCAAAAUGAGAAGUGGAUUUAUUCUUUUGUAUUUCUAUUUAUUUUUGUUUUUAUAAAGUGUAUGGUAUUUGUAUAUAACAUUAAGUCAAGGCUUCUUCGUGGUCUGUUUUGCGAAAUAAUUUGUUUUUGAGAUUAUUAUGAUAAGAUUUUGUAUAAAAAUCACCUGCAGAUGCAGAUGUUUGAACAUUUUUACGUAAGCAAAUUGUAUUAGAUACAUGUAAAAUCAAGCAUGUACAAUGUACAUAGAUACAGCCAAAAUAUUAAAAUUUGUAAACAGUAAAGGCUUACCUGCUCUAUCUUUGGCAGCCGAACAUAAACUUAUAAAGGUACGUUCUGAACGCUAGCUGCCGAUCGCACAUGCUGCUUUGAGCCAAAACGUUUGCAUGUAAAUACAUACAACCCAGUAGUGCAGCUGCGGCCGACUUCAUGCAGACGCGGGAUGUGCGGUCGGCAGUUGGCACCCAAAACGUAUCAUUAUACUAAGUAGUUAAGAGAACUUAGAUGUUGCUCUCCAUUGUAAAUUAGCGAUGUUGCCAGAUCGCCUUCAAUUCACUUUAACCCACAUUUUUAUAAGAUCAAUACACGCUGAUGAACUUUAGUAUAAAUACAUUCAUCAGAUUUCAAAAGUCUCCAAUAUUUUAAUUAUCUACUAAAGGAUGCACCCAAAAUUCUUUCCAUCUGUUGAUUUGCUUGAUAUAAUGAUAUCAUUUUAACAUUAGCACCAAAUAUGCAAUGCUUUUCUAUCUCUAGUAAGCAGAACAAUAGAUAGACAGAAUAUUGGGAAUCACCAUUACUAGAUCUGGCAACUGUAAAUGCAUCUAAUAUUACAUUAUACUGUACAUACAAAGUAAGCUAUAUAGCACCACGGAGAACAAAAUGACUAGCGGAGAUAUCAUAGCGGAAAAUCUAAGAAAGUAGCGCGCCAAAAUGUCCACCGUGCAUAUUUGACCUAGAUGAAGGCGCCUGGCUUACCUGUAUUAUGGCAUCUCCGCUCGUUGUUCCUUACUCCGUGUAGUACCUAAGAUAAGUGUUUCAGUUCUAAGUUUUCAACAAAAUUCUCUUUAUUUCUGUACACACAGACCAUGUUUAGGUUGUUCAUAACAAGGAAAUAGGACCUCGCCAUAGCUUAUACACAAAACCGCGUAUUGCAAUAGACUAGUUACUAUAGUCAAUAUUCAAUAACAUAUGUAGAAUACAGUAGUUACUCAAAUACUUACAAAUAUGUCCAUUAUUUAUCACUUCUUUAAGCAAUGAAAUAUUACUGUAAAUGUAAAAAACUGUAAAAUUGUUUUUCUAUUUUUAAUUAAAUUUUCUUGAAACUUUAGGAUGUGAUUAAGUUAACUAUCCGAAUGUACAUUCUAUCUUCACCUAUAGAAUUCUUUUCAAAAGAACACGGAAGAAAUGUUUCCUUUGCAAACCAAUAUUUUUGUUGAUAGAAACAAGUACGUAACUGCGUUAGCAUAAGGUCUAUUUUGGACUUUAGCCCACUCCAGGCUAAUAAUUAGGCUUGGAUAUAUGAUAAUAAACUAUGUUUACAAACAUAACACAUAUUUCUUAGCAUGAUGAAGGAAAAAUUGUUGUCAACUCCAAUUUUUUUUGUUUUUUAUAGAUAGUCAAAAGUUUUAGGCGUGUAGUAUAUAAAUGGCGUGUAAAAUAGCUAUUAGCGAAUAAGAAAUGAAGUCUUGCCAUUAUUGUUUUGAGCUAUUUUGUUUGUAGAUAGGAACUUCUAAUAUUUUCGCCGUAAUCAUGUGUCUGUCAGUUCAUAAGUAAUAAAAUAAUCAACCUUA
Helicoverpa armigera (cotton bollworm) is the source of this 5839-nucleotide messenger RNA. RefSeq names its product pyruvate dehydrogenase phosphatase regulatory subunit, mitochondrial. The coding region runs from base 146 to 2854 and encodes 902 amino acids. NCBI's taxonomy places the organism in Eukaryota, Metazoa, Arthropoda, Insecta, Lepidoptera, Noctuidae. Gene Ontology annotation, cellular component: mitochondrion; cytoplasm; mitochondrial matrix. The transcript is spliced from 16 exons. Gene Ontology annotation, molecular function: oxidoreductase activity; protein binding. The record is from RefSeq and is a predicted model, not a curated record.